AUGGACGACGAAAGAGCUGCGGAGGACGAGGAGGAAACAGAGGAAGUGGCCAAGGUGGUGGAGGAGCUGGACUCCUCGGCAACGGAGACCGAGCUGGAUGCGGAAGAAGAUGGAGCAGCCGACGAGGUGGUGGUGACAGAGGAAGAGGCCUCAGAUGAAGAAGACGAUGGAGCGGCACUGCUCGAUGAGGCAGCGGUGCUGGAGACGGUGCUGGAUGCCCUGCUCGAGGAGCUUGCGGCACUCGAGGAAGAGGCCGAGCGGGAGGAGCUGGAGCUGACGCUGGCGCCCACGUCUUUGCAAACACUGGAGAAAGAGUCGGCCGCGGUGUCUGCGUCGUCCCCGCACUUGGACUUCAAACAAGAGGACAUCUCAGAAGACUCAUUGCUGCAAACACAGGCAAUCUGA
Molecule: messenger RNA, 405 nt
Organism: Ogataea angusta
Lineage: Eukaryota; Fungi; Ascomycota; Pichiomycetes; Pichiales; Pichiaceae
Exons: 1
Coding region: 1-405 (134 amino acids)
Source: RefSeq, a predicted model, not a curated record